GGGUAUAUGUGAAAUUUAGAAUAAGUCAUGGAUGCACGUGUAAAAUUAUCCUCCUCGUCCAAUAUAACUUCGACCCCCAGCGAACCCUAUCCUGCCGAGUGUUAUUAUUGUUCUGCUACGCCGUAGGCGGCGGCCAAGAGAAGCAAGAUUUGGGUCUUUUUUGUUCAUGGCGGCGGCGUACGGAGCAAUGAAACCGACCAAGUUGGGGCUUGAAGAGCCCCAGGAGCAGCUCCACCGUAUCCGGAUCACCCUAUCCUCCAAGAACGUCAAGAAUCUCGAGAAGGUUUGUGCGGAUCUGGUGAGGGGAGCGAAGGACAAGCGGCUGACCGUGAAGGGGCCCGUGAGAAUGCCCACCAAGGUCCUCCACAUCACCACCAGGAAAUCUCCUUGUGGCGAAGGAACCAACACAUGGGAUCGAUUUGAGCUCCGUGUACACAAGAGGGUGAUCGAUCUUGUCAGCUCUUCCGAGGUUGUGAAGCAGAUUACCUCGAUCACCAUCGAACCUGGGGUGGAGGUCGAAGUGACAAUUGCAGAAUCGUAAGCUUGUCUUCGUUGAGUAAUCCAAUAGUUUAUUUUUGUGACAUUAUAUUCCAAGGGAGAUAUAAAAUCCAACUGUCGUAAUAAAAUUUUGAUCUGUUGCCGCAGUUCUAAGUUAA
Musa acuminata AAA Group (dessert banana) is the source of this 656-nucleotide messenger RNA. RefSeq names its product small ribosomal subunit protein uS10z/uS10x. Gene Ontology annotation, molecular function: RNA binding; structural constituent of ribosome. Lineage: Eukaryota; Viridiplantae; Streptophyta; Magnoliopsida; Zingiberales; Musaceae. The coding region runs from base 167 to 541 and encodes 124 amino acids. Gene Ontology annotation, cellular component: ribosome; cytosolic small ribosomal subunit. The transcript has 4 exons. The record is from RefSeq and is a predicted model, not a curated record. Gene Ontology annotation, biological process: translation.